GGGGCUUCCGCGGGCAGAGCAGGCCUCACCUCGUCCCCGUCCCCCUCGCUCUCCGCCGGGCUCGCCCCCCCUGCUGCCAACCCCCUCAGAGCCAGCGGCGGCAGCAGCAGCAGCGCCAUGCAGGCCAACGGGGCAGGAGGGGGUCAGCAGCAACAGCAGCAGCAACAACAACAGCCGCCGCCGCCGUCGUCGUCGCAGGGUCCGGAGCUGGGCUGCCUCAGCGCCCAAAACGGCGAGGCCUCUUCGGGCUCGAGCGCCGGGGAGCAGCUCGCUCACGCCAACGGGCUUCUGCCGUCGGCCAACAACAACAACGGCGGGGGUGGCGGCGGCGGCGGGCCGAGUGUCAACAACGGGGUUUCGGCCCCCGGGGGGUCCGCCGUCGAGAUGGGGGGAGGCAGCGGCGUCGGGGUCGGCGGCAGCGCCCUGAAGAAGAAGAAGCGGCUCUCGCAGUCCGACGAGGACGUGAUCCGGCUCAUCGGGCAGCACCUCCACGGGCUGGGCCUCAACCAGACUGUUGAUCUUCUAAUGCAAGAGUCAGGAUGUCGUUUAGAACAUCCUUCUGCUACCAAAUUCCGCAAUCAUGUCAUGGAAGGAGAAUGGGAUAAGGCUGAGAACGACCUGAAUGAACUCAAGCCUUUAGUGCACUCUCCUCAUGCAAUUGUGGGGGAACCAACGCAACUUAAAUGGGAAUGCACUCCUCUGAAGGAACAGAGGAUGAAGUUUUUGCUGCUGCAGCAAAAGUACCUAGAGUAUCUUGAGGAUGGUAAGGUUCUGGAGGCACUUCAAGUUCUGCGUUGUGAGUUGACACCACUGAAAUACAACACAGAGCGCAUUCACAUUCUCAGUGGAUAUCUGAUGUGUAGUCAUGCAGAAGACCUGCGUGCAAAAGCAGAAUGGGAAGGGAAAGGCACAACUUCUAGAUCUAGACUUUUGGACAAACUCCAGACUUACCUACCACCAUCAGUGAUGCUCCCCCCAAGGCGUCUGCAGAAUUUACUGCGUCAGGCUGUGGAACUACAACGGGACCGGUGCCUCUAUCACAAUACCAAACUAGAUAAUAAUCUAGAUUCUGUAUCACUGCUGAUAGACCAUGUUUGCAGUAGGAAACAGUUCCCAUGUUACACACAGCAGAUACUUACAGAACACUGUAAUGAAGUGUGGUUCUGUAAAUUCUCAAAUGACGGCACUAAACUAGCAACAGGAUCUAAGGAUACAACUGUUAUUAUAUGGCAGGUUGAUCCAGAUACACACCAGCUAAAACUGCUCAAGACACUGGAAGGCCAUGCAUAUGGUGUUUCCUACAUUGCUUGGAGUCCAGAUGACAACUACCUUGUUGCCUGUGGUCCAGAUGACUGCUCUGAGCUUUGGCUCUGGAAUGUACAAACAGGGGAGCUGAGGACAAAGAUGAGUCAGUCUCAUGAAGAUAGUUUAACAAGUGUGGCCUGGAAUCCAGAUGGAAAACGUUUUGUGACUGGAGGGCAGCGUGGACAGUUCUAUCAGUGUGAUUUAGAUGGUAAUCUCCUUGACUCCUGGGAAGGAGUGAGAGUGCAAUGCCUGUGGUGCUUGAGUGACGGGAAGACUGUGUUGGCAUCAGACACACACCAGCGAAUUCGGGGCUAUAACUUUGAGGACCUUACAGACAGAAACAUAGUACAAGAAGAUCAUCCAAUUAUGUCUUUUACGAUUUCGAAAAAUGGCCGGUUAGCUUUGUUAAACGUAGCAACUCAGGGAGUUCAUUUAUGGGACUUGCAAGACAGAGUUUUAGUGAGAAAGUACCAAGGUGUUACACAAGGUUUUUACACGAUUCACUCAUGUUUUGGAGGCCAUAAUGAAGACUUCAUCGCUAGUGGCAGUGAAGAUCACAAAGUAUAUAUUUGGCACAAACGUAGCGAGCUGCCAAUUGCGGAGCUGACGGGGCACACGCGCACAGUCAACUGUGUGAGCUGGAACCCACAAAUUCCAUCCAUGAUGGCCAGCGCCUCUGACGAUGGCACUGUUAGAAUAUGGGGACCAGCACCUUUUGUAGACAACCAGGAUAUUGAAGAGGAAUGCAGUAGCAUGGAUAGUUGAUGGUGAAUUUGGAGCAGACGACUUCUGUUUAACUUAAAUUUAGUCGUAUUUUAAAUGGCUUGGGAUUUGGUGCAAACAAACAUGAUUGAUAGCUGGACAGACAUGCUCGUCAUGAAAAAAAAGAACCAUUUCUGAAGCCCAACUGGGGCCAAACAUUUUACCACCUUGCUUCAUAGUAAACAGUUGAGAUGAAGCACGUCGUUAGAACGUUGUUGGACACCAUGUUGAAGUAACCCCCCAUCGGUUGUGAAGAACUGUGCUACAUUCAGGCUAACCAUUGAACUCCGUAUAUACAUUUUCCCUUCUGCCAUUUUGUCAGGCAGACUACUGUUAUUGUUGCUCUUCUUCUGUGUAAUGAAGUUUAAAUGCUUGUUUGGAAACCUUUUAUUUAACAGUUUAGAAGGCUUGAUAGAAAGAGUGCUUUAGUCUGAAGAGUACAUGUUGGAUAGGAAAGUCUUUCCUUCUCUUCUUUCUCUGAGUCUCUCCGCCUUAUUUAGCUUGAGAUCUUUGCAGCUUGGUUCAUGGAUUCUAAGCCUUGCCCGUUGCACAGUAUAUCUAAACCCAGAUGUUUAAACCAGUGAAUGACAUGAAAAGCACUCUUCAGUAUCACACUUGACAAAAGGUUUUGUACUUUUCACCUAGCUUGUUGCCCUGUAAGUGGGUUAACAGCACAAUCUUCUUUUUUAAGAAAGAAAAAUAAAUAAUUUAUAGCAUUAAAAUAACUUCAUUUGUAUACAUUUGGAAUUGAAACCAGCUUAAAAAGUGUCAUCUACAAGUAAAUGCAGUAUAAUUGGUGCUCCUCUGGAGUGUUGUGUAAGACCAUUUGGCUGGCAACAGUUUUACACAGGCUAUAUAAAGUAUUAUUUUAAAAGGAAACUUUGUUUACCAACGUAAAACAAUUUGAGAACUUUCAGAAUCGCCAACUAAACCAUUACAAUGUAAUUUCUGAAAUUUAAUAAAUGAAAAUUCUAAAUUGGCCUUAAUGUGCAAUGGUUCUUAUUUAAAACAUAGUAAAGACCUAAAAUGAGAAUAGUACUUUAUAGCAUUAUCUUAAAAAUAAAUAAAUCAGUGAGUUGACUGUCUGCUGUGAAUUAAAUACAUACCUUGUACAAACUUUCCAGAUCAUUCUUUCUCCAGGAACUGUUUCUGAGUAGGUGCUGUUAACUAUCUUUGUGCAGAGGAUACAUACUAAAACUCAGAGAACUAACCAGCUGUUUGACAUAGUUAGUUGGUUUCAGAAUUUCUCUUAUAGUUAAAGGGUGAAAAUGCACUUAGGGCCAUCCUUAAGUUUAAAAAGAACAGAAAAGAAAGCAACUCAUAAUAAAAGAACAGUUAACACAUCCUUGUAGUACCAGCUAAAAUAGAAGCUACAGGUGGGGAAAGGUCUUAACAUUAGGAAAGACACAGGACUAGAAGGAAAUAUGCUCCCUUGUGCUUGUGUUUUUUUUUUUAGGCACAGAUUCUGUGAUAAGGAAUAUGAGUUACUGCCAUUGCACUUGGCAUGUAUCCCUUAACUCAGACUUGCUACAGUUUUCCUUCAGAGCCUUCUAAUUUGAUCAGAGAUUCAUGAUUGAAUUUCUUUAAAUACCUCCAGACUGGAACAAGUGGUAUUCCAAUCAAUGUGGUAAUUCAGUUGUUUAACUUUGAUUGUCUCUGAAUAAGCACACAACACUAUUACAAUUAUCCAAUUCGCUUAAAAUGUAUGUGCAGACCAGGUUUACAGAGAAAUCUUUAAACAACAGAAGGCCACUGCCUUGCAUUCUCAUGGAUUUAGGAGCAGCAAAGAAAUUUACAUCCAGUCUUUAAUACAUUUAAGCUGUUCUGUUGCAGCUUUUUAUAUGUAAUUUUACCUUACAUUUAUUACAGUUGUCCAUUGACAUGUAUUCUGUUCAUUUGACAUUAAGGUUUGUUUUUGUAAUUGGAACAUUUUUGUAGUCCUCCCUCUGAGCCUGUAUAAAAUCUUACUUUUGCAGAUACCCUCAUUCUGUAUCUUUAAAAAUUCACAGCUGUAUUACUGAUAUGGUGCUGGUGGUACUGCUUGCAAACUCAAAACUACCCUAGGAGAUUGGAAGGGAAAUUGGAAGUGAAUUAUGAAGUGUGCACUAAUCAGUUUGAUUUGGUGCUACUAGAUUUCUAUAGGUUAUUCAAUCUGAUGCUUGUAGUUAAGACUUCCUGCAAAGACGCUGUUGUGGUGAAAAAUAUUGACCAAUUUGUUUCCUUUUCUUUGAAACGCAUAACACCAGCAGGAAACCAAAUUAAGAGCAAAAUUAAAUGGACACACUACUGCUUAUGCUUCCUCACCUCUUAUGAAAGAGUUCUUGGAUUUCUUUUAAAUAAAAUAGCACUUGAGUGUGGAGCUGAACGAGAAGCAUGUGUUUUGAGAGUGCCAUUUCUAAAUUCAGUUGCAUAAUACAGACCAUGCAACUUUAAGAGGAAGCUCUUCAGAUUGAGGUGGUUUUAAUUUCUGCUUCUUGACAUACAACUGAACCAAAUAAAGUCAAGAUCUGUCUGGAAGCAAACUUUUAACUGCAAUAACAAUGCUAGGAUUUCUUGUGAGUGAUCUUAAAUAGUUGAGCAGCCUAAAUUGACUGAUAUGUAGAUUGAAAAGCACGUCUGCAUUUCAGAUAAAAAAGAAGAACCCUAGACUGUCACUGUUGUUAGGGAAGAAGUCAAGGACUAGGCUUAUCUCAACAUUCUUUUUUAUAUAUGACGAAGGCAUUUCUACUCUAGGCUAGAGCAAUCACUGAUUACUGGCCAUAUCUUACCAUGAGCAGAAGGCAAUGAGUGGGAAAGAGGAUACAGUAGUUUGCAUUUUGCCUUAGGUUUUGUACCCAUCAACUCCAAAAUAUGCACACUGGCUAUAAAUCACUACAGUAUCUUGCCACAGUGCUUCUCAGAUCAGGUAAGUGAUUUUAAAAGUAGGAGCACAAAAGAAGAAACAGUUUUUACAUAGCCCUUAAAAUCGCCUUGUAAAUGUGUGGCUUAGUUCCCUCAUUUUAAGUUUUUAGUUUUAAAAUUAGGGGAUCAUAAUACAAGUUUUGAUAUGAAGUCACCAGUGAAAGCUACCCAACUUUUGCCAAUAGUCUCAUUCUGGCUUCCGAGCAGAUACUGUUGAAUGUAAUUUAAUACUAGGUGUUUAGUGCCAUCUUAAUUAAAAAAACAAAUUCCCACCCCAAAGGGAAAAAUGGCUUUAAGUUAAAAUGUUUUCUUAAACCAGUCCUGUGCUGGCAAAAGAGACAUUGGGAGAGUUCUUGUAAUUUUUAUUUUUAUUUUAGUUAACAGCAGAAGAAUGUCUAGUUUCUAAUUUUGGGGUAGGAUCAGAAGGGGAAGAGAACCAAUUUUCAGUAAAACUUGGUGCCCUUUGUCAAUACCCCCAAAGCACAUGUUGCCUCAAUUUGAUGCAUUUCAAAUGAACUGUUAAAACUGGAGUAUCAAUCCUAUAUAUGGUUAAAAUGUAUAUUGCAUUGGCUUGAGUCCAUUUUCAGCUGCCAUAGAACAAACCGCUCAUUUGACAAUUAGUAGAAUUUUGGAAACACUUUGACACUUUUUGAACAGGGUGGACUUGACUUGUGCAGUGUUGUCUGCAGUAGCUGCUCUAGUUGCUGGAACACAAACUAGAACCCCAUUUCCUGUUUGCUGACUUUGGAUGAUCCGGAUUCAGCAAAGUGUGUGUGCGUGUGGUAUGAAUGUGUGUGCGUGAAACACAAACAGUCAUGGAACCAACUGUUCUAGGUACAUGUCAUGUUUUACUGCAUACUUUAAGUCAUGUUGUGUGUAUGUGAAGUGUCCUCUAACUUUAAGAUUUUGGUUAAUACCAAUAUAUUUUUAUAAAUUUGAAAUUCAGUGUGCUCCAUCUUUUAAGUGUUUCAUUGUUAGGAUAAAUGUACUAGAUUUAAUUCUUAACACUUCUCGGCACAGAUGGAAAAAGUUGUCGGCUCCUUGAAAAUGUAUGAGGAAGAAACGGAUCCUCAAAGCAUGUGUGUACUUACAAACCAAGCUGUAGAGAUCAAGAAAAGAACUUUUAUUCUCAAAUUUCUAAAUUGUCAAGAUUUAUAUGGAGUUGUGGUGGAACUAGUUAACACUUAGAGCUUUUGGUAUGUAAUGACUAUUUGCUAUGGACUGAUAUUAAAUGUUUCAAAGGAUUGCGUUCUUAAACUUUCUGGAUUUUUGUUACUCCUCUUGAAUUAUAUUAAGUAGUUUAAAGUUUCUUUACUAUAUUACAUUAAAACAUAAGAACUUUGGGUCUCCA
Podarcis muralis (Common wall lizard) is the source of this 6319-nucleotide messenger RNA. RefSeq names its product WD repeat domain 26 (gene WDR26). Gene Ontology annotation, biological process: proteasome-mediated ubiquitin-dependent protein catabolic process. Gene Ontology annotation, cellular component: GID complex. NCBI's taxonomy places the organism in Eukaryota, Metazoa, Chordata, Lepidosauria, Squamata, Lacertidae. Gene Ontology annotation, molecular function: protein binding. The record is from RefSeq and is a predicted model, not a curated record.